AUCAGCCUGCCUGAUGACUGAGGAAGAAGAGCGGAGCACACAAUGCACUGCACGGUUGACAAGGGUUGUGUCUCCCUGGUUUUCGCGAUAAAUCUCCAGUUCAGUACAAACUCUCGAAGAGGCAGCAGUGGAACCGACCUGUUUCUUUCUUUAUAACCUACACACUGGAUUUAGCGAGGGAAAAAAAGAAUUCGGUGACCGGAAACGACGGCAAUUGGUCAAGCUUCUCCUAAACAUUGGAUUACAGAGGCUGCAUGAAGGAGCUGCCCAGCCCAACGGGGCUCGGCCGACACCCUCGUUUAUGGAAAUCGACCCCGAGGCUUUGAUGCUUGGGCCUCGGUUUUUUCCUUUAUGAUGGGGGUGGAACGACUCAACAGUUUUAUGUGAAGGAGAGGGAUAUUAUUUCGUGGAUGAUUCGUAGAAUAAAAACCCGCUUCCGUAUUCUUCCUGCUUCCUCUUAAAAAAAAUUAGAGAUAGUUGGUUGUUGCUAACAGCUGGAUUGGCUAACGCUGACUAGCAUCCAUGCUAAUGUUACGUCUUUCUUUUGAUGCGACUCAGCUACCACUAUCGGCCAUCAACAACCCGACAGGAGAAGAUUUUGCCCUCUUGGCUGCUGAUUAUUAGUUAUAUUCACACUCCACAGCCCGGCUCAUCAGUGUUUACAGAAACGUUUUAAGAAUAAAGUUGUAUUCUUAGUUUGUCGGGCUUAUAUUAUUAUAAAUUGAAUUAGCCGCGUAUAGGCUAACUGACGUUCGCUAACAGCAGCCAUUUACUAUUUAAAGUAAAGCAGACAGCUCUUUUUAUUCCCCGUAAGGCGUAAAUUAGAGUAACUGUCAGUAUUAAGACGUUCAGUUUCACAGUAAUAUGCAACGUCUCGUAAUAGUCGUUAUCAGGCCUGGCUAACUAGCUAAUAAAUUUGCUACUAAUUUUGUCAGCGUGUGCAGAAAUUAAGGAAAUCACAAACAGUUUGUUGAUUUAAUCUGUGCCGAAAACAGCAUUAUUUUCAAUCUGUUACUCCUGCGGAGGCAAUCUCGCCCUGCUUUGGGUGUAACACAGCCAGACUUGUGUUUUAUUGUUUACAUGUUUACAACUUGUGUGGUUAUCGCUUGGAUUUCCUGCUAGCUAGCACGCUAGCUAACGUUAGCCGUCAACGAGACACAAUCAGCGAUGUCCUGACAUUCGCGUUAAUGUCGCCGAUGUUUUGAAUUCCCAUGUGGAUGUAAGUUUGUUUUCAGAUUUCAGAAAUGACACUAACAUUUCGCCGAGAGAACGGCACUGAUGCCAGCAGCAUACUGCUGUCAGAGGACGGUAAAUAAUAGCCACUGGUUUCCAUUAACGCCAUUUUAACAGAGGUUCUCGGAGAGGGCCUGUGUGGUGGUGUUUUUAUUCGCGGUUCGGUACCUUCAACCGGGCCGGGACUUGCGUAAAAAAGUGCCUUUGGGAAUCUCACCUAAGUUGCGAAAAGGAGGUGGCAUUUGAACAUGGAGGGCCCGAGCCGAAACACCGGAUUCAGGCAGAGCCGGCGAUCCCGUUCCCAGCGCGACAGGGAGCGGCGGAGGAGGCGAGUGGAUCUGGCCGAGGAGCGGGCCACAUCCCUGUCCUCGGGCUCCGAUCGGGAGGCAUGUGGGACCAACAGCGUGCUGGGUCCCGGUGGGAGAGAGUGCCGACCAGGGUUUGGCAGACACAGGCCUCCACGCCGGAGGAAGAGGGAGUCUGUGUCCUGCGAGGAAGAAAUCAUUGAUGGCUUCGCUAUUGCGAGCUUCAUCAGCUUGGAGGCUCUGGAGAUGGACUGUUCUUUGAAGCCCAGUCAGCGAACUGAUAUGCUGGGAAGGAGGAACAAGGGGAAGAGAGGGCCGGAGGAGAACGGCGGAGGGCCGCUGUCAGAGCCGGAGGAAGGAGCCCCGCCCAGCAGCUAUUGGAAUAAUAGUAGAAAUAAGAGAAGAAAGAUAGAGGGGCAACCUUUGGAGACUGGCUAUAUUGUAAGUUUCUUUUCUGCUAAUGUCCAGUGUUUCCCACACAGACUUUAUUUGGGCAUGCCUCAUUUACUAGACAUGAAGGGCUACACAGCAUACGUGGAUGUGCAGACUGUGUCCACUGAUGUGUUGCAAAGCAUGCCCAAAAUUGCUGACUGGUUUUCUCUUCUCUCAGUUGUCGAUCCCGCCCCUUCAAACAUGGGCUCAUCUGUGGGCAAAAGCUGCCCGUCUCUGCCGGUGCGCUUUGGUGGCGUCUCACGGUUAAUGGUGACUCCACGGGUGUCUGGGCUGGAGCGAAGUCAGGAGAAAAACCUGGAGCCACACUUCCCUGAGCCGGUUUCUUCUUCUACCUCUUCCCCCUUCUUCCCCGGCCUGCCUUCCCACUCCCCGGUCACGGUGCCCCGGUCCAGCCCAGUCAACGGCAGCCGCCACAACAGCAGCCCCCCGCUCUCCAAACCCAAGCCCUCUUUGCCCCCUCGAACUCAAUCCAUCUACAACAGCAGCACCCCAGUCAAGCCUCAACCGUCUGCUUCAUCUGUCGGGACUUCCUCAUCUUCCAUUCUUCCCCCACCUCCUUCCGCCAGUGUUUCUCUGCCCUUCUCAAGGGGCUCAGGAUCCUCAGGGCCUCUCCGACCCCCAUCCCGAACCAGCUCUGGAGCAUUGUUCACAUCCUCACCUGGCCUUCCUCCGCCUCCACCUCUGCUGCAAGCAGAGCGUGAGGGCAGACGCAGCGUCCCCGGGGCUGAAAAUAACCCGGCGGGCCGCUCCACUCCAGGAGGCCCAGCAGCGCCGAGCUCCACGCAGGGCUCAUCGAGCCGGACGUCUCAGAACCAGACGAGCAUCCCGGCGAUGGCGUUCCAGUUCCAUCAGCACAACCACCAGCACCAACACACGCACACGCAUCAACACUUCACGCCCUUCCUGACCCCAGCUACGGCGUCUCCGAUGUUCGAUAAGUACCCAGGCAAGAUGGACGGGCUGUACCGACACACUAUCUACCCAACGUACACGCCGCCCUCAGUGCAGGGUAUCCAGAUUCCUCCUCCUCCUCCUCCUCCUCCUGGGCAUUUCAGCUCAUUGCAAGGGGCAUUUCAGCCAAAGGGAACGGGUCCUGAUAUACAACGAUUUGGGGUUGUGCCUUCCCACCUGCAGCCCAAAGACCCCAGGCUUACUGAACACUUUGGGACAUCAACAUUGAAAAUCACAAAUAAACCAGGAAAAUGGUGUGCUAUGCAUGUUCAGGUGGCCUACAUGAUCCACAACCAUCAGAGAAAAGUAAAGCUCAUGCAGGCUGAUCCUCACAAACUGGACUUCCGCAGUGACCCGCUGGCCCGUUUUUCUGGAGCCGGCGGACUGGGCCCGAUGCCCUUACCUCCUGCUCAUGACCUGACCAGACCUCCCAGUCUGUUCUCAGCUGCAGGUCCAGUCAAUCCACCCUCGGCUCCGUUCAUCUCUCCAUCAGCGCCACACUCCUCGUUCCUCGCACCAACUCCACAUUUGGAUCUGUAUGGCCGAUCGCCGCCCUUCACCCCGCUGGGAGCUCUGGGUUCUGGUGCCUUUGGAGGACUUGGGAGUCCAACACUGGCCGGCUCCGUCUUUGGUCCUAAAGACUCACCAGCCAGUGUAGUCGGGGGCUUGUCUACCCCAAACCACCAUGAUCCCUGGAACCGUCUCCAUGGUGGCCCGCCUGGAUUCGCCGCCGGACCCAGCUGGGCUAAAGGAGCAGAUAAGAGGGACGAGAGGGAACGAGUGAAGGAAGGCGAGAGAAGAGACAUCCCUCACAUCAAGGAUGAAAAGGACAGAGACAUGCUGUACGGCCCACCUGUGAGGAUAUCUCCAGUCGGUCCUUCCUAUAAGCCCCGCAGCAGCACCCCAGUCUCACACAUCAAUGGCCACAGCAGCACCCUGGGGGGGACCAUUGGACCUAUUGAGGACCUGACACGCAGCUUAAAUAGAGACAGAGACCGCGAUAGAGACAGAGAUGUGGAGAAGAGGCCAGUGCUGUCUGCGUCUUCAAGGGGGCCUCCUCUUGGAUCUUCUUCUUUAGUAGUAGACAGGGACAGGCCGCGGUCUUCCUCAUCUUCUGUGCUCACUCCUCCCCCACCUUCUAACCGCUCAGCCCAAUCUCCCUUGGACCUGUACCCCCGCUCAGUGGCUUCCACACCGCACAACUCCCACAACGAGCCCUCGCACUCCCAAAGAGACGGUAGCCUUCCCUCUUCCUCCACUGCUUCCUCUUCUGUUUCUUCAUUGUCUCAGACCAAGAAGCCUGAUCGGACCUCGACGCCCCAGUCCAAACCUUCCAUGCAAAUUCAAGUGAAACAGGAGCGGAAGGAGGAGCCGGAGCACAUCCCCAUCUCCCACCACCCCCUAGCACCCAGCCACAGCUUUGACCGCCCCAACAGCCAUCCUCACCACCCCAGUUCUGGCACCCCUUCUUCUUCCUCUUUAUCUCUGACUCCUACUCCAGGUGUCCCUCUCCCACCACCUACUCCAAACCCACCUUCGCACCAACAGAUGUCCCUGCUGGAACGCACAAGAACCAUUGAAGCAUAUCUGGGGGGCGCAGUGGGUCCUGGAGGGUUGGUAGUCGGUCCUGGUGGUGAACGUUUUCCCCACGGUCCACCUCAAGGACCAUCGCAGGGCGCACAUAGCUUCCCUUGGGACCCGUGGAGGGAGCAGCAACAUCAGCAUCGUAGGGAGGCUUUAGCAUUUCGGUCAGACCAUCACCUAGCCCUGCGACCCGAACAUCACCUGGCUCAGCUGUUCCGGCAUCAGCGCCUUUUUGAGGCAGAAAGGGCCGCUGUAGCCGCAGCAGUGGUGCCCCACCCACAGCCUUCUACCUCUAAUGCCUCCUCCUCUGCUGUUCGCCCCGACUUCAGCCUCAUGGCGCAUCCCUUCGAUCGCCAUCCUCAGCUCGGACCCCCAGGAGGUGGGCUGAUGGACGAGGAGCAGCGGAUCCAGAUCUUUAGGGAAGACUAUCGUAAUUUAAUGCACCUGCACCUCCCUCCUGGCUCUCACCUGUCCAGCCCCUCUCACGCUGCUACUGCCCCUCACCUGGAUCAGCUUCACCCUCUCGCCCACUCUCUCCCUCCGGGAGCUUCUGGUGCUCACCAGCACCACCCGGGCUUCUACUCCCGCCUCACCCCGCUCAUCCCACCCCACAUGGCCAACGGUAUCCUGGCAAAGACCACGGCGGGCUUGGUGGGACCUCUUCAGGUGGGGGCGCCGCCUCCGCUCAUUCCGUCCGUCACCAAUCGGUCGGCCACACCCCCCCGCAGCUCUAGACUCGCAGGUCCAGGUGAGCUGGCACUGUACAGCGCCCACAAAGACGCAGAAUCCAGAUAGUACAGGGACAACACUGGAGGAGAUUAAGGGAAAUGUCAGGAUCACUGUGCUGCUCUCAACCUGCCCUUUUUCCUCUUGCAGACUACUAAACCCCGACCUUCCAAUUACACAACCAAACCACCCCCGCACCCCUCCAAACAAUGUUUAAAAAAACAAAAAAGGAAGGAGGUGAUGGUAGGAAGGGGAAAAAGCAAGGCGUGGAAUAAGCCCAAUGGUUCUAUCAGUGCAAUUUAAAGGUACAUGGUUUCUGUGCAUCCUUGGUGUAUUUUUAUUUUAUACUGAAAGUUUUCAGAAGAGGCAGAGGACAGCUUUUUCAUUUGUCAGGUGAAUUAUUUUCCAUACUUUUUUUUUUAAGCAAGCCUUUUCCACGUGGAUUUGGAAACGACUUCCAGAGGGGAUAAAUGCCCAGGGGUUUGUUUGUCCAUGGCUUGGUUAAUUUAUGGGAUACUUCAAAGCCCUCCGCUACAUGUAUCAACCCUGCUGUUAGGUGUUGUGGGCGAGGGUUUAUUUUGGAAAUACAGUGGUAAAGUGGUCCUCUCUUCUGUUUUUGUUGGUGUGUCACUGCGCAAAGACAGAUUCCCGAUGAGACCAUUUCACGAAGAUCAUUCAGCGUCGUACCUCAGUUUCCUGCUUUACCCCCAAAAUCCAACUUCAGACCCCUCAGCUUCAAUUUUGACAUUUGUUUUGAAAAAACUUUUUUGUUUUCCUUUGUUGGUUUUCAAAGGAUGAAUGGCGAAAUGAACUGUGCUACACUGUGAACACAGUGUCUUUAGAGCUUCCUGUAAGUGUUUCCCAGUCUCCUCUUGAAUAUACGAGCAGGACCAGAUUAUAGUAGUCUAGAGAAAUUGCCUUUGUAAUUAUUAUUCUUAACAUUAAUUAUCUUCUAUAAUAAUAAAUAUAUUCACUGUUAUGUUAUUUGUCAUUGUUUUGGGUAUCAACCAGUACUCUGUCCCCGGGUAGUAAUGUUUCAAAUCAUGCAGAAAGGCCUGCUUCACAGAAAACUCUUCAGUGCUUGUGAACAUUAAAGCCGCAUCCAUCGCAACCUCUGGCCUCUUCAAGGAUCUCAUCUGUGACUAUAAUGCUAAGAGAGAGAGAGGUUUGCCUGUGUGUCUCACUGGUUGUGUGUUAUAUCCAUUUGGGAGUAUGGGAGCCUUGUACAUUGAACUGUCGAGUUGUUUCUUCAACAAAAGUAAGUUAUAUACACGGAUAAGUGGGACGUGUGCUGAAGAACUGAAAAGGAAAAAAAACAUAUAAGGACUGUCAAAAGACAACUAGCAGUGGGUAUCCUGAGAGGGAAAAGACUGGGUCGAUUAUUUUAAUAUGACCGUUUUAUACCUUUCGAACCCCUCCCCUAGAGACCACAAAGAAUAAUUAUUAAAUGAAUUGUUGUUUA
Neolamprologus brichardi is the source of this 6714-nucleotide messenger RNA. Lineage: Eukaryota; Metazoa; Chordata; Actinopteri; Cichliformes; Cichlidae. The record is from RefSeq and is a predicted model, not a curated record.